Messenger RNA from Brenthis ino (lesser marbled fritillary), 1911 nucleotides. Lineage: Eukaryota; Metazoa; Arthropoda; Insecta; Lepidoptera; Nymphalidae. The record is from the annotation of a GenBank genome assembly.
AUGGAAUCUGGAGAUUCAUUUUUAUCAUGUGCGGUAACUGUAGAAUGGAUGACUCCACAAGGAUCUAUUGUAAGAAAAGUGAACUAUAAGACCGCUUCUAUGCGUUUAAUUCGAAAUGAGUUUCGUGAAAUGUUUAUGGAAAUAACAAGUGAUAAACAUGCUCCAAUUCGAUUAGCUAUAAAAGGUAUAAAUGUUUUUAAAAAGUUUAUGGUUGAGGGUAAAGCAAGCAUUAAAUUUCAAGAAGCGAAUUGUACACUUUUUAUAUCUAAUGCACCACCUACAAAUCUAGUAUCAUUUUUAAGAACUAUAUUUGUUAAAAUGACUGGGGACAAAGAAAAAGCUUCUGAUAAAACUCCUUCUAAGCAAACUAUGCGAGCUAAAUUGUUAAGUGGUAAAGCCCAGGCUUUUGAAGAUAUAAGUCCUAUAACUGUUGCUGAUAUAAGUUCUGCUAAAAGUAAGAUUAGUAAAGCAACUGCAACAACUCCAUCUCCGCCAUCUAAAAAACGAAAAUUGGAUGAUAUUAACAAAGGCCCUGCACCAAAGAAGCUGUAUUCUCCAUCACCGUUAACAAAAAAUAGCUCUUUAAAUACUGAGCAACAAAGAGUAUUAGAAGCUUGUCUGGGUGGGAAGAAUAUAUUUUUUACUGGAUCUGCAGGAACCGGAAAAAGUUUCCUGUUAAAAAGAAUUGUUGCUGCUUUACCACCAGAUGUCACCAUGCCCACAGCAUCAACAGGUGUUGCUGCAUGCCAUAUAGGUGGAACAACAUUGCAUGCAUUUGCUGGUAUUGGAGAUGGUAGUGGAACUAUAGAACACCUGUGUGAAAGAGCUGCUAAAUUACCCUUGGUAGCUCAAAAAUGGAGGAAGUGCAAACAUCUUAUAAUUGAUGAAAUAUCUAUGGUAGAUGGUACAUUCUUUGAGAAAGUAGAAGCUGUUGCCAGACAUGUUCGUAAAAAUGAAAAACCCUUUGGGGGUAUACAGCUCAUUCUUUGUGGUGAUUUUCUACAACUCCCCCCAGUUGUUGACAAGGGAAAAUCCAGCAAAAGAUUCUGUUUCCAAACUUCUUGUUGGGAAAAAUGUAUUGAACUUUGCUUUGAACUAAAGGAGGUUCACAGGCAAACAGAUCAGGAGUUUAUCUCAAUUCUUAAUAAUAUAAGGAUAGGUCGGGUAACCAAAGAAAUAAGUGAACGUCUGCUACAAACAGCAGCACAAAAAAUUGAAAGUGAUGGAAUUCUAGCUACUCGUCUUUGUUCUCACACUAAUGAUUCAAAAAUGAUAAACAUUUCAAAAUUACGAGAUUUAAAUGGUGAGGAGAAGUUGUAUUCAGCUCAAGAUAGUGACAAUGCAAGUACAGUCCUUGAUAUACAAACUGUAGCACCAUCAAAAUUACUUUUAAAAGUAGGAGCACAGGUGAUGUUACUUAAAAAUAUUAAUGUUAACGCAGGUUUAGUUAAUGGGGCUAGAGGAGUUGUUGUAAGAUUUGAAGAAGGAUUUCCAGUGGUUAGAUUUAAAAAUAAAAAAGAAUAUACUGCAAGGAGUGAGCGUUGGUAUGUGAAAAAUGCCAAUGGAACAUUGCUUUGCCGACGACAAGUUCCAUUAAAUUUGGCUUGGGCAUUUUCUAUACACAAAUCACAGGGUUUAACAUUAGAUUGUGUAGAGAUGUCUCUUUCAAAAAUAUUUGAAGCAGGACAAGCUUAUGUAGCACUAAGUAGAGCCCAAAGUUUAGAUACUUUGAGAGUUUUAGAUUUUGAUUCACGACAUGUAUGGGCAAACCCAGAUGUCUUAGAAUUUUACCAACGGUUUAGACGACGUUUACAACAAAUGGAAAUCAUUCCUCUUGGAAGGCCGUUAUCUGAUAAAACUAAUAAAAAAGUCAGACUUCGUGAAAUUUUAGAUAGAGAAAUAAGAAGAAAA